ACCCCUCAAUCUCACCACGCGCACAUUAGACUCCCAUCGCGAGUCGAUCGGGCCUUUUGGGCGGUGCGACCGAGGAAACACAGAUCUCAGCUUUGUGCCACUCAGAUUUCUCGAGUCGAUACAGAUCUAGUUUCAGCGGAAUAUCACUCGUUAUAUAACGGCAGGUCCUCCCGACUCGCUCAACUAUGAUGAUACGACCAUGUCAGCCUUUAUACUGCUGAAUGGCUUUCCAGGUGUUGGCAAGCUGACUAUAGCAAAGGAACUUGCUGCGCUCUUACCCGACGCCAGAGUCUUCAGCAAUCAUCUCUUGAUUGACACCGCCGCUGCGCUGUACAACAGAGAUGAAGCCUUCUACCGACCACUGCGAAAGGAACUGCGCCGAACCAUAUUGGAUUCUCUGGCCUCAGGCCUCAAGGGCACGUCGUCGAACCGGAUCAUCAUCUUUACAGAAUGCCAGACAAUCAACGCGGAAGGCAGUGCGACCAUGCAAGAAUACCUGAUAGCCAGUCGGAAGAUCGGUUGUCAAUUCUUUUCUCUCGUCUUGCAUUGUCCGACUGAGACCAACGUCGAGCGGUUGACUUCUCGAGCGGCGUCGGUCUCAAGUACGACCAAACUGGUUGAUCCGGUAAUCUUGCGGGAGAUACUCCUUGGAGAGCCAAUCUAUCAUUAUGGUUCUGAGGCGGAUUGGGAGCUCGAUGUGAAUGUUGGGAGCAGGACAGCGAAGGAUCUUGCGCAGCAACUCGCCGCGGAUAUCACCCUAGCACUUGUCGAAAAGCGACGGUCUCGGACUUGAAUCGCCCCGAGAUUUGUGUUCUGGAGACUCUGAUGCAAGUGGAGCCUGUCUCGACUCGACCACAUGUCUGACCCUGGUCCCCACAAGCUGCAUCAACAAUGUGUGGACCGCAGGCUCUAUCCGUCGAAAGUCAUCGAGCAUUCUGCUCCUUACAGAGACCACCACUGAUACCAUACACCCCGACGCUA
Messenger RNA from Kockovaella imperatae, 981 nucleotides. RefSeq lists its product as hypothetical. The record is from RefSeq and is a predicted model, not a curated record. The coding region runs from base 200 to 793 and encodes 197 amino acids. The transcript has 3 exons. NCBI's taxonomy places the organism in Eukaryota, Fungi, Basidiomycota, Tremellomycetes, Tremellales, Cuniculitremaceae.